This is a messenger RNA of Lizanozyma spartinae, 2253 nucleotides long. RefSeq lists its product as uncharacterized. The coding region runs from base 1 to 2253 and encodes 750 amino acids. The record is from RefSeq and is a predicted model, not a curated record. The transcript has 2 exons. Lineage: Eukaryota; Fungi; Ascomycota; Pichiomycetes; Serinales; Debaryomycetaceae. Gene Ontology annotation, molecular function: polyubiquitin modification-dependent protein binding. Gene Ontology annotation, cellular component: VCP-NPL4-UFD1 AAA ATPase complex.
AUGUUUUCAUACAUACACACGGAAACAGAAAAAGAAGCUGAAGCAACAAGAAAAAGAAUCAAGCAAGUCUUUUAUUUGGGUCUUGCUCAUUGUACAUUACCUAAGAUGCCAUUAACUUUUCACCUUCAACCUCAAGAAGCAAAAUCACUACCUUCAUAUUCUGAUAAAGCCCUUUUACCUUCCUCCAUACUUUCUAAAAUUGUGGAUACGUAUGAUACGCUUCCCCGACCCCUUAUAUUUAAGGCUAUAAGUCCAUCACUGGACAAUUUGACUAAGACCAAGACUACAUAUAUUGGUGUUAGGGAGUUUACCCUGGAUGAAGAUACCAUUGGCUUACCACGAACGAUAUAUGAUAAGUUGCAGAUUAGUGAUGACGAUGAAGAUGACGAUACUAUAAGCAUAGAAUUGAUGGAGAGUAUACCCAAAUGUACACUGCUAAAGCUUAAACCUCGAUACUUUUAUAGUGAAGUACCCAAUUGGAAGUUCUUCCUCGAAGAUAAGUUAGUGAAAAGUUAUACGAUUUUAACAGAAGGUGAAGUCUUAUUUAUAGAGCAUAAUGGCUUAAGGAUAGAGUUAACUGUGGAGAAGAUGAAUGCAAAGGUGUGUUCCAUUGUGGACACUGAUGUCGUAUUAGAAGUUGUACCUUUGGAUAAUAUGACUGCUGCUCAACAAUUGGAGUUUAAUAAACAAGAAGAGGCUGAAGUAGAAAUUUCCAGCAGUUCUUCAAUAGUGGUGGACAAUUUGAAGCCUUUAUUGGGAAAUGUACCAGAGAAAGCAAGAGUUUUCAAACUUGAUAUCACCAAAUUUAAAGGUGAUAACCCUAUUGUUGUUGCAUUACAUAAUUUGGAAACGAGUGAUGAUCUGUUUGAGUCUUUGGUAAAUAUUGAUUUAGUAUGUGGAUUGGAUCGUUUUGUUGGGUUGGAAGACUUUUCGUAUACUACGAUGAAGGACGACUUUGAUCUUCAAGGUAAAGAGGACGUCAAGUCCAAGCAGAUUGCUGUUGAUUUAAACAGUGAUUUGAUAAAGAAUAAAUUGGCAAAGAAAAGCAAUGAAGAUGAUACAAUUCUUGAUAAGUAUAUUUAUUUGGUUCCCUUUUGUUGGGAAAAACCAACAUCAGUUGUCUUAUCGAUAAUACAAGACAAUGAAGACGCAAAACCAUCACCAGGAAAUAAUUCUUCAGUAGAUACUAAGCAAUGCUACAAUUGUAUGAAAUACAUUGCCAAAUCAAAGUUCAGUCUACACGAGGCUUUCUGUCUAAGAAAUAUCAAGAAAUGUAUUUGUGGACAGACAUUUCUUAAAGAGAUUCCUCUGACUCAUUGGCAUUGUCCUCAUGAUGAUGAUACAUAUGGAAAUGGACAACUUAUGAGGUUCAAGCAUGAACGAUUGGACCACCAUAUUUAUCAAUGUUGUGGUACUCAGUUUAAAAACUUUAUUGAAAUGGUAACUACCCAUAAAGCUACUGUUUGUCAGUUGAAGUUACAUGAAUGUAAGUUUUGUCAUCUUGUACUACCUCAAGGUGAAACUACUUAUAAAGAUAGAUUUGAGAACUUAACUAACCAUGAGAAUACUUGUGGUAAUAGAACUACCGAAUGCUACCUUUGCAAUCAAGUGUUGCGAUUGAAAGAUUUACCCAAACAUCUUGGUAUGCACGAACUAGAGAAGAAGGAAAAGGUAUCAUUGCAUAAAAGUAACUUCCUCAAAUGCUGCAAUGUUAAUUGCAUGAAAUUACUUGAUAUUCAUAAUCUCAAUGAGCUUAAGCUUUGUGGGGUUUGCUAUGGACCUUUGUAUAUGACUCAAGAUGACCCUACAAAGAUCAAACUUCAAGGUCGGAUCGAGAGAAGAUAUGUAAUGCAACUUUCACGAGGUUGUGGUAACCUGUGGUGUGAUAAUGAGUAUUGUUUGACAGCACAGAAGAACGGUUCAAUUGGAAAGAUGACCAUGAAGGAGAAAUUAGAGAUGGUUCAAAAUUUAUUAACCAAUAUCAAUGUUCCUGUAUUACCUAUAAACAAAGCUCUACACCAACAGGAGAGCUGCAAUACUUUUUGGUUCUGUGUUAGUCAGACAGUUCUGAUGAAAAAGGUAUUGAUUGAAAUGCUUAUAUCCGAAUGUGAAUACGACAUGGAGAUCAUCUAUAAAGCCGCUAAUGAAUGCAGUAGUAAUGAAGAAGAUAUUCGAAUGUGGCUCAGACUUCAUGGUGUUCGUGUAAAACUCACCGAGGAUGAUCAUUUCUUAUCGGGAGCGAAGAUCACGUGA